AGAACAAAUAUAUUAAAAAGUGUCAAGAAAAAUAAAAUGAAAAGUAUUCCUUUAUCAGUGUGGUUGCGAACUCUGUAAGAGUUGAGGAUUUGGUAUCUUCAGAACAGAUAUACAACUGCGUCUAUGUAGAAGAAGCUGUGGUAGGUUUUAUAUUUGAUUUGACCAUGGUUGAAAACGGGGAGAAUCAUUCAGUUUCUCAAGAGAGCAAAUCCAACAAGGCUGACAGCAAAAACCAUUCAGGUGUUCCCAAGAGUGAUCUUUGGACUGAUGGGAUUAUUUGCGCCUUUGAGUUUAUCCGAGGCCCGAAAAAACAUGUUGACUCGAAACAUCCGGACAAAAGUUGCUUGAAGCAUGAAGAUGGACUAACCAGACAUGCUUCCCCUGGUCAUAACCCGUUUGUUGAUUCUUCUCCCGUCGAUAUAUCAAGGUCGAGGUCGGUACCUUCUUUGGAUUUGAAAGAGGCUCAUGUGCUUCAUGAGAGAUAUGAAGGGAGUCAUUGGGUUCCUAUUGGCUGGACUAGGAUAUCUGAACUUGUUCAAAUGGUUCAAGUGAACGCUGAGUGGCCUAACUUGGAGUUAAUUGAUGAUGAAGAGGAUGUCCCUGUUACUGAUUUAGCUGCUCCGUACUGGGAACGACCAGGUGGCCCUACAUGGUGGUGCCACUUGGCCGCCGGACAUUCUUUUGUCGAGGGAUGGCUUAGAUGUGCUACAUGGUUGCAUCCUGCGAUUAGUCUCGCAUUGAGGGAUGAAAGUAAGCUAAUAAGUGAACGGAUGAGACACCUUCUAUAUGAGGUUCCAGUGAGGGUUGCUGGGGGUUUAUUGUUUGAGCUCUUAGGACAAUCAGUCGGUGAUCCAGUAAUCAGUGAGGAUGAUGUACCUGUUGUAUUUCGCUCUUGGCAAGCAAAAAACUUUUUGGUAUCUGUGAUGCACAUAAAAGGAAAUGUAUCAAAUACUAAUGUUCUCGGCAUCACUGAAGUAGAGGAGUUGCUUUAUGCAGGAGGAUAUAAUGUACCAAGGACGAUUCAUGAAGUCAUAGCACACUUGGCUUGCCGUCUUUCUCGAUGGGAUGAUAGAUUGUUCCGUAAAUCCAUAUUUGGUGCGGCGGAUGAAAUCGAAUUGAAGUUUAUGAACAGGAGAAACCAUGAGGAUUUGAAUCUUUUCAGUAUCAUUCUCAACCAAGAGAUCAGAAAGUUAUCAAGACAGGUCAUCCGAGUGAAGUGGUCACUACACGCAAGAGAGGAGAUUAUCUUUGAGCUUCUUCAGCAUCUAAGGGGAAACAUACCUCGACAUUUGUUGGAGAGUCUGAGGAAGAACACAAGAGAAAUGUUGGAGGAACAAGAAGCGGUCCGUGGACGUCUCUUCACAAUUCAAGAUGUUAUGCAAAGCAGUGUUCGCGCUUGGUUGCAGGACAAAAGCUUACGAGUAAGCCACAACUUGGCCGUCUUUGGAGGAUGCGGUCUUGUGCUUACUAUAAUUGUAGGACUGUUUGGGAUCAACGUUGAUGGUAUCCCAGGGGCGCAGAACACGCCUUAUGCGUUUCUUUUGUUCACUAUCCUUAUGCUUCUCAUUGGAGGUGUUUUGAUUGCGGUUGGUCUGGUGUACUUGGGGCUUAAACAACCCAUCACAGAAGAACAAGUGGAAGUUAGAAAGCUGGAGCUACAAGAUGUGGUCAAGAUAUUUCAACACGAAGCAGAGAGUCAUGCCCAGCUCCGGAGAAACAACCUCUCUCCUACAGCUGGAGAUAUAUUUGAUGCUGAUUAUAUUCUCAUCCAAUAAACAAACUCUGAAUCAGUUUUUGUAUUGAUAAUACUAAUUUAAGAUGAUACUUGUCAAUUGCCAUAUUGUUGUUUAAAGGAUAUAAAAUUGUCGGAAUCAUUGAGAUAACAAAAGCUCUUAAGACUA
Messenger RNA from Capsella rubella, 1901 nucleotides. RefSeq lists its product as uncharacterized. Gene Ontology annotation, molecular function: metal ion transmembrane transporter activity. Gene Ontology annotation, cellular component: membrane. Gene Ontology annotation, biological process: transmembrane transport; metal ion transport. The record is from RefSeq and is a predicted model, not a curated record. The transcript is spliced from 8 exons. NCBI's taxonomy places the organism in Eukaryota, Viridiplantae, Streptophyta, Magnoliopsida, Brassicales, Brassicaceae. Bases 165 to 1775 code for a protein of 536 amino acids.